CGGUCAAUUUAUGCCAGACUAAAUGACACAAGAGCCCAUAACACAGUCGUCUUGAGACAUAUUUCAUAGCAGAGGGAGUUGGUAGCAGUGCAGACCAUACUUCAUUUGUUUCUCCGUAUUGCAAUUUAAACGUUGCACUGAACGUUUAAAGUCUCACAUAUUUAACAUUUAAAUCCGUUUAAGAAAGCUAAACUGAAACACGCAAUGUGUUAUUGCAAACCUAUGAAUAACAAUGGCGAGUCUCUCAAUAGAAAACAGCAUUGUUGUGUUCCCCUACCAUUCCAAACAAACUGCUUUCCGUUUCUAUAGUAAUCGUUGUGAUUGUUAUUCACCAAACAUGGCACGAAUGAGAAGGAUGUUUUUCUCUAUUCAAAAGCGUAUUAAAAAAGUUAACCUUAAGAAUUUGCGUGUUCUGAACCAUGGUUUAAAGGUGGAGAGCAGGAAGCGACUACUGGCAGAUCGAGCAAGACUCGAGGCAGAAGUUGAACAUUUACAAGUAGAACUAAAAGCAAAGAAUUGUGUGAUCAAUUAUAAGGAAUCACAGUUGAUAUGUGUUGCGGCUCUAGAAGAACAGGCAGAGCAGCUGGCACAAACAAUAAGGACCAUGAUGUCAGAGGAUGAAAGAAUCAGAAAGCAAUUCCAAUAUCUUUCUAUGAGACUGGAAGCCAACGAAAAUGAAAUAGAGGUUUUGCAGUCAGGAGUUGCCGAAUUGAAAGACCUACUGUUAAGAACACAUGCCAUUCUCAAGAACAAGGAAUUGAGAAUUAAACUGCUUGAAGAAGCACAGAAUGAAAUGGCUAGUAAGGAUUGUGAGCUGCGUGUCUACGAAGAGGAGAUGCAUGGCCUGAUCAGGAAGCUUGUCAAAGCUGAGGAGAUGGUGGCAACUAAAGACAAAUUAAUAGAACGUCUUUUAUAUAACUUAAAUGUGGUGUUUGAACACAAUAAUGACCUCAUAAAUCAUUACUUCCAAGUCUGUGACAGACUUGAGGUUCUUGAGGCCCAGCAUUGUCAUAAAGAGAAGAUCAGGUGUAGUAAAGGCACGAGUUUCGCUUCAACUAAUGCAGAUCAUGGACGCAAUGCUGAGGACAAUUUAUUGGCGAAACGGCUACCUACCUAUGUCUUCACUAGACGAACUCUGAAGGAAUACAGUGAUGACCCAAAUGGUCCUCAAGGGAAUGAACAGGAAGCUGAGCAAGCCCACAGUAAUCAGCCCAUCAACGCACCCAGUGUCGCCAGAGCUGAACCUUCCCAGUACCACACUGCAACUUUGGAUGACUUCAAGAACCUGAGAGAUCUAGGAAGCGGUGGCUAUGGAGCGGUGUUCCUGGUGGAAAAGAAUGGUGGCAUUGAUCACAGAAGAUUAUAUGCCAUGAAGACAUUGCAGAAGAAGGAGAUCUUUGAGACAUUGAAGGGUCCUGAAAUGUUUAUAACCGAAUGUUUGGUACAUGAGAAGGCUCGUGGCUCACCAUUCCUAGUGAAACUGUACUACAGGUUCUGCACAAAUGAAACGAUCUACCUCUUACUGGAAUAUUAUCCAGGUGGGGACAUGCUGGACUUGUUAAUGCAGUUGGACACAAUUUCAGAAGACGAGGCAAGGGUGUACCUGGCCGAAGUAAUCCUAGCCAUAGAGCAUCUCCAUCGGAUUGGUAUAAUACACCGGGACAUCAAGCCAGAAAAUAUAUUGAUCGAUGCUCGAGGUCAUAUCGCUGUCACGGACUACGGACUGUGUAAACAAAUGAUCUAUGCAAAGGCUGACCGUACGGACUCAUUCUGUGGGACGAAAGCAUAUAUGGCACCUGAGAUGGUCACCAGUGGAGGUCAUGGCAUGGAAGUGGACUGGUGGGCUGUAGGCAUAUUGGCAUAUGAGAUGUUGGCUGGACGCACACCAUUUGUAAUUCAAGGAGAAGAAGAAGAAGAAGACAAAAAAAAGAUAUCCCUGAUGGUACGAAUUUGUUCUGAAGAUCCAGUCAUCCCAGAUGAAUUUUUGCCAGACGUGGCACAUUUGGUAACAAGAUUGCUAGAGAAAGACCCGCAAAAACGUUUAGGCGCAGGGAAUGAGGGUGCUGCGGCCAUCAAGAGGCAUCAAUUCUUCCACGGCAUCAACUGGGCAAGUGUGGAACAAAAAGCCAUCGAUAUGCCAUACCUGCCACGUGUUAAUGACAAGGCGCAUGUCGACGCCGUUCAGGAUAUCCCGGAGAGUGACAGAUUUACUAAGAAUGAGAAAUUUACGCUGAAGAGACAAGAGAGACUGUGUGACUGUACUACUCCUGCUCCUGGCUGCCAUCUGCACGCCCACAGCAGAUCUGAGCAAGUGGAGUGCCCAGGACAAGCGGAUAAUGGAGAUCGAGUGAUGCCGAUUAAUGGAGAUGUUCGUGAUGAGGGGUUGCAAACUGUAGAAACGCAAUCAAGUGGAAAAGAGGAGGGAAACAUAGAGACCAACAACUACAUAAUUAAUAGUUCCCCAAGACAGUUGUAAUUAUUUAAUUUGCUUUAUCCUGAACUAAUUUCACACCACAGACCAUAAUUAUUUGUGCUCAAUCGACACUGAACGACAAAUGUCUGAAAAAAUAAACGCUCCCGAUCAGAGGUGGGUAUGAAGAUGGUGGCCUUCUGGGAUAUUACGCUGUGGAGUCUCACUGGAGUGUGUAAUGCUGUGCGUGGGAAAGAGACUGCUGGAUGAGGGAAGGGAGAAUCAAGGUUAGGGCAGACAGAGCGAGGUUGUGGUCACCCCCUUUGUCGCACUUGCUCCUUUUCCUGCUGUCUUCAUCUCGAACCUCCCUCCUCAACCAUCAGUCUGACCUGCUCCUGUUCUCUGCACAUGGAAAUGUCAGUCAGCAUCUACAAGACUACACGGUGCAAUUUCCGGAAUGCGGUGUCUUCAACGGAAGUCUUUCUUGUAUCCAUAGUAUGAGGACUGCUCAGAAAUGAUUGCGGCUUACCUGGAGUGUUAGCUGAUAAUGACAGCUGCAUAAUCAUGAGUCCAGUCAUCAUUUCUUUGCUGUGCGUUAAACUUUUGAUAUGACGUUAUUACGUGCUGUGUUAGGUGAGCGUGGAUGAUCGGGGUAAAGAGCCCACUGUUGGCUAUGGUGUUGAACCUGUUCAGUACAAAGAAAGUUGAUUUUAUUUUGUCUGGAAGAGGAUUUCUAUUGGGAUGGGAGGGGGUUGGAUAUGUAAGUCACAAAGUGUUCCAUGUAUCUCAUAAUUUUUGUAAUGUAUUAAAUUACUUCAUCAUUUUAA
Zootermopsis nevadensis is the source of this 3237-nucleotide messenger RNA. The record is from RefSeq and is a predicted model, not a curated record. NCBI's taxonomy places the organism in Eukaryota, Metazoa, Arthropoda, Insecta, Blattodea, Termopsidae.